CGUAUUCGAAUCUUUGCGGAUACAAACAAUAUCAGUGAAAACAUGGACGUGGAGAGUGGUACUUGUCAGGGAAACGAGGAUUCUGGUCCCAGUGAGUCCGGCAUUAAGAUCCCGGACAGGAUGCUGAAACGAGAACAAGAUAGGCUUGAGGACGUGGAGAGAAAGAAAGAAGCGAAAAAUAGCCAGUCUGUCACGGAGGAGAAGAGUGGGUUCUUCACCGCGACUUUCAGUAGUGAAAGGGCGACUAUCGAGGAGUUACUGGAGGGCUGCUCGGGGGCUACUGACCGCGCCCUGGCCACUCAAACCUUGGAGGAAGUGACUACUAAAACACAGCUCCUCCAGAAGUUUCUAAACGAUAGCAUGGUGUUUUUACCGCAGUACGAGCUGAGACAGGCCCAGGCGGCGCUCCAGAAACUACAGAACUGUCUGGCCGAGAAGAGAGACGAGAUUCUCCCCAAGAAGAAGUUCGCCUUUAGGUCGCGCGCAGCAAAUACACCCAAAGUAGACCCACCAGCUCCACCUGUAACGCCUAAGGAUUCUGGCCGAACUAAAGUGGACGGAGCCGUAAGCCCCCCAGAGCAGUGUGGCUUCUCCCACUUUGAGGGCCAGGUGCUGACCAAGUCAGGGGAGGAGAUUAAACAACAGGAUGUUCUACUGACCCACCUGACCAACUGCAAGGUCAGACUCCUGGGCUCCCCCAGCACCGUCCACAUCAAACACGUCCAGAACUGUGAAAUCUUCUCUGGCCCAGUGUCCAGCUCUGUGUUUGUGGACCACUGCACCGGCAGCACCCUCUCCUUCCCAUGCCAGCAGCUACGGACUCACCACACCACCGACACACAGGUCUAUCUGCAUGUCACCAGUCGCGCCAUCAUAGAGGACUGCCAAGGGGUGCGCUUUGCCCCCUUUGCCUGGUCCUACCUGGGUCUGGACCAGGACUUCAAGGUGUCUGGUCUGGAUCGGGAGAGGAACAACUGGAACCAGGUGGAUGAUUUUAACUGGCUGGCCUUAGGUACCCAAUCUCCUAACUGGUCUGUCAUUCCAGAAACGGAGAGAAGAACAGAGUGGGACUCAUAGAGACAUUAGUAUACAAAGAGCCUGUCAAUCAAAGAAAUACAUUUUUCUUAUUUUCUUUUAGCCCUGAUGUGACAAAGCCUUACGUGACUUUGCUUUUCAUGCUGAUGAGUUGUUCCAUCGUACUCACAGUUGUUCCAUAGAUGUCCUGACAGGGUUAACCAUUAAAUAAAUAUUGGGUAAUAUUCACGGUAGCGUGCUGCCUGUAAUCUUUAAUAUUUCCUCACAGGGAGGGAAAAAGUUGCUGCAUUACUGCUUUCUCACGACCAUACUGAGCAAUAAACAGAAUAUGUUAACCACAGGUAAUGUGUUAACCACAGGUAACACAGCUUAUUUAAUCAGAAGGACCAUCUUAGUCCUUAAAUGCCAUCUUAUGUUUACAAACAGCACUUGUUCUGUCAUUAUUCUCCCAUCUAUAAAGCACUAAAUACCUCACUGUAUCUGUUCUUCUGAUUAAGUGGUCUGGAGUAAAUACUAGAUAUGUGAAUAAAGGGUUUGGCUGACACCAACCA
Salvelinus namaycush (lake trout) is the source of this 1586-nucleotide messenger RNA. RefSeq names its product tubulin-specific chaperone C-like. Gene Ontology annotation, molecular function: tubulin binding. NCBI's taxonomy places the organism in Eukaryota, Metazoa, Chordata, Actinopteri, Salmoniformes, Salmonidae. The transcript has 2 exons. Bases 43 to 1077 code for a protein of 344 amino acids. The record is from RefSeq and is a predicted model, not a curated record. Gene Ontology annotation, biological process: post-chaperonin tubulin folding pathway; tubulin complex assembly. Gene Ontology annotation, cellular component: cytoplasm.